CUCCAAGCUCAACAUCUCCGAGAGCUUUCUAUAAGAGACACUAUGGCGAGUGCAGAUGGAUUUCCUGCAAGUUUCUAUGGAGAACCAGGUGUGCUGGGUCUCCUGGCCAAUGGGAUCAGUGCAUUCCUUGUGCUUCUCCAGAACUUCAAUGGGGCGCACACUGGCAACUUAGCACACGGGGUGGAGAACAUUCUAGCAGGUGUACAUCUGAUCCUCAUAGGUGGGCUGUGUCAGCUCAUAGCAGGCCUGCUGUCUUUCCGCAAAUAUGACCAUCUGAGUGGGACCUCCUUCAUUGGCUACGCAGCUCUCUGGGGCAGCUAUGGUGCCACCAGGAUUUAUCUGGGUGCCAGUGAAGCUCCGAGCAACAUUACAACAGGGCAGCAUGAAUUAAACUCCACCCUAAGCCAAGAGUGGGACUUUCCUCUCAUUAGUACGUCAGCCAUUGCAGGACUCAUCCCAUACAUCUUCCUGUCGUUCAUCCUGGCCUUUUGCUCUGCCACUGUCAACUAUAUCAUGCCCUUUGUGUUUGGGGCCAUCACGGCCACGUUGAUUUUCGAGGCAGUGGGACUGGUGGGCAGCUGGGCCCUGGUGGUCUCAGGGGUCCUGGAACUCCUCAUACUCCUCUUUGCCGUCUAUGGGUCCACUGCAUUGCUCAUUAAGGGCAUUGCGCAGCGUUACGUCCUUAAAGGGUUUGGGAGUCCGCUCUUCAAUGUUCUCCUGCUAGGUACGGCCAAUGCCAACAGUUCCCAAAGCCUGGGUCAGGAGAAGAAAAAGAACACCAAGUAUGCUGAGCCCAUGGCUCUGGGCUACUUCUGUGACACCAUUUCACCGUUCAUUUUUGCCUUCUUCUGCUUCCGCUACCUUGGGUCCUUCGCUGUGGGAGUUGCCUGGGUGUCCAUCAUCUCAGCAGCACAGCUUCUCUCUAGCUACUAUGCUUUCCUCCGCCAUGACUGCUACCACAUCACCAAGUUUGGGCUGCACUGCACUUACUGGCUCGUAAAGGCAUGGGAGGAGUAUGUGCUGUCUGUGCAGAUGAACCGGAUGGUGACUACUGGCACCAGGGAAGCAAUGGUGGGUGACUGGUUCUUUGUGGCCAUAGCCAUUGCCCUUUGUGUAGUGAGUUUGAACAUGGACACACUGGAGCUGGUGCACAACAUUUUUUUCCUCUUGCUCACUGUCUCCACCAUAUCCCAGAUCCCCCUCAAUGGCUACUAUAUCUUUUUUGGUGUUACAUGCUCCCUUUUCACUGCCAUCUCCCUCUAUGGGACAUUUGCCCGGCUCAUCAACACCAUAGCAGAAAAGUCACUUAUUCCAGUAGGACCACAACCUAUUUCCACUGAAAAUGUCCAGAUGGCUUUGACCAUCCUCAAGAAAGGCAAAGACUCAGACCAGCUCCAAAGUAUUCCACAUGACCUGUCUGCCCAUCUACCUGAUGCCCUAUUCUACAUUGUGAAUGGGUUGGCUGCCCUGUCUGCCAUCCACAGCAACCAAGAGGAUCUAUCCUUCCUACACCUAACAAUACCCUGGGUGCUCAUCUCAGGUGCCAUAAUCCAGGUCUACGUCAGUCGGCUUCAGGUUCAAGGCGGCAAACGUUUUGGCUCAGUCAUUCCUUCCUUCUAUGCUGCCAUCUGGGCCACAUGGACUUGGUAUCGGUUUGCAGGUCAUCUUCUGGGAAUCUCCAGCACUUCUGCUUCUGGCUUUACAGCAGGAGCAGUUGCCUUCCUUGUGGCAAAUGCAUUCUUAGUCCUAAUUGCUGCCUAUGGAAACCUAGUUUUGCUAUCUAUGACUACCGUGAUGGAAGUCCUCCUGGUGUGUUUCCUCCUUUCCACGCUUGGCAGACUUCCCUACCAAUUAGAAAUUGCCAUGUUGGCAAUAUUCUCCAUUAUUUGCCUGUAUGGAGCUCUCACUUCGAUGGUAAACUGCAUCUUCUCCAAACGUCUGAUGCCACUUGGGCCUCCAGUGCUCAGGAAUAAGAAGAAGAAGGAGAUGGCCGCUCCUCUCCCAUGCCUGGUGGCUGACUCCCGCCUCACCAAUGGGCUGAUCACAAUUUCCAAGCUGCUGGACCAGGGUGGAGUAUGUGGCAUUCCAACCGACACUGUAUAUGCUUUGGCAGCCUCCUGUAAAAACCCUAAGGCUAUAGAAAAAAUCUACAAUAUCAAGGACCGGCCGGCAGAGAAGCCCAUCUGUAUUUGCAUUUCCAACGUGGAGCAGCUCGUAGCAGCCAAGCCACCAUUCAGCCCUCUCCUAUGGGAGUUCAUGAGGAAUGUCUACCCUGGAGGAAUCAGCUGCAUUGUCCCAAAAGGAGAUUGGCUCUUGAAACUGGGUAUUGGGCCAGCCUACGACCGAAUCGGCACCAAGGACAGCAUCAUGAUCCGUGUUCCUGACCACACUGUAACCGGGCACCUCUGUGACAUCACUGGGCCCCUGGCCAUCACGUCCGCCAACCCAAGUGGUGAACCUGACAGCACCCACCAUGACAUGGUGAUCAGCCGUCUAGGACACAAGAUUCAAGGGGUUCUUUGUGAUGGAGUGUCCAAUGAAGUAGUAGCAUCCACUGUGGUAAACUGCAUGAAGAUUGAUGAAGAUAAUAUCACCAUUGUGAGAGAAGGCUGCGUUCCUGCCCUCAAAGUGAGGCAGAUCUUUGAGAAGGUGAAAGCCAGCAUGCUGUGAAGAGUCUCCACUUCUCAUUUAAUGAACCAACUCAGGAUUUUCAGCAUGAUUUUAUCCCUGCUGUUCUCAUCCAAAGUCUUAGCACAUGUCAUGUUUUACAGUGAAGUGACAUGUGUAUCCAUUGUAAAUUAUUUUAACUUUUACAUUUUAACUUUACAAUUUAUUUUAUC
This is a messenger RNA of Scleropages formosus (Asian bonytongue), 2840 nucleotides long. RefSeq lists its product as uncharacterized. The transcript has 11 exons. Gene Ontology annotation, cellular component: cytoplasm. The coding region runs from base 43 to 2670 and encodes 875 amino acids. NCBI's taxonomy places the organism in Eukaryota, Metazoa, Chordata, Actinopteri, Osteoglossiformes, Osteoglossidae. Gene Ontology annotation, biological process: regulation of translational fidelity. The record is from RefSeq and is a predicted model, not a curated record. Gene Ontology annotation, molecular function: double-stranded RNA binding; nucleotidyltransferase activity; tRNA binding.